Molecule: messenger RNA, 2541 nt
Organism: Gambusia affinis (western mosquitofish)
Lineage: Eukaryota; Metazoa; Chordata; Actinopteri; Cyprinodontiformes; Poeciliidae
Gene: foxg1a
Product: forkhead box G1a
Exons: 1
Coding region: 253-1557 (434 amino acids)
Biological process (GO): regulation of transcription by RNA polymerase II
Cellular component (GO): nucleus
Molecular function (GO): sequence-specific double-stranded DNA binding; DNA-binding transcription factor activity
Source: RefSeq, a predicted model, not a curated record
UGCGGCUCCCUAAUUAAUUGCAGCUAUCUGUCUCCUAUCGAUGUGUGUGUACAUGUGUGUUGUGUGUGUUUCCCCUUUUCUCCCCAAACCGAACAUGAAAUAGUUUGUUGGGCUAUACUUUCUUUCUUCCUUUCUAAUCCCCCCUUCCUUCCUUCCCGUCCUGGUUCGCUGGUGGAGACCGGGAGGACUGAAACCCAGCUGUGUUCGCCGCCCGCCUCUGCUCGCCGCCGGUUCCCCCCUCACUGCUCGGUGAUGUUGGACAUGGGAGAGCGCAAAGAGGUGAAGAUGAUUCCCAAAUCGUCGUUCAGUAUAAACAGUUUGGUGCCGGAGGCCGUGCAAAGCGACAACAACAACAGUCACCACCACCACCACCACCACCACCAGAACCAGAGCCAGAACCAGAACCAGCACCGAGCUGUUGGUCCGGAUGAUGCCGAGCAGAAGGCGCCUCUCCCGGCCUCGCAGCCGGACGUCAAAGCUGACCCGAAAAGUGAGUCGCUGAACCCGGAGAGCUGCCCGGAGGAGAAGCAGGAGGAGAAGAAGGACGGGAAAGAGGGAGAGAAGGACGGAGAGAAGAAAAGUGGCAAGUACGAAAAACCUCCUUUCAGCUACAACGCUCUAAUAAUGAUGGCUAUCAGGCAGAGUCCGGAGAAGCGGCUCACUCUCAACGGCAUUUAUGAGUUCAUCAUGAAAAACUUUCCGUAUUACCGGGAGAACAAGCAGGGCUGGCAGAACUCCAUCAGACACAACCUCAGCCUCAAUAAGUGCUUUGUCAAGGUGCCUCGGCACUACGAUGACCCCGGGAAGGGGAACUACUGGAUGCUGGACCCCAGCAGCGACGACGUCUUCAUCGGUGGAACCACUGGGAAGCUCCGCCGGCGCUCCACCACGUCACGGGCCAAGCUGGCUUUCAAGCGCGGUGCCCGGCUGACCUCUGGGCUGACCUUCAUGGACCGGGCCGGCUCCUUAUACUGGCCGAUGUCCCCCUUCCUCUCCCUUCACCACCCGCGGGCCGCCGGUGCCCUCGGCUACAACGGGACCUCGUCGGGAUACCCGGGCCACCCGAUGUCCUACAGCAGCAUGCUCACGCAGAACAUGAGCAACAACCACUCAACGUUCCCGUCGUCCAACGGGCUCAGCAUGGACCGGCUGGUCGGUGGGGACCUCCCCUACGCGACGCACCACCUGACGGCGGCGGCCCUGGCGGCCUCGGCGGUGCCAUGCGGCCUCUCUGUGCCUUGCUCUGGGGCCACUUAUUCAUUAAACCCGUGCUCGGUGAACUUAUUGGCCGGACAGACGAGUUACUUUUUUCCCCAUGUCCCACACCCGACCAUGAGCUCACAGACCGGCGCCGGAGGCGGCGGCUCGUUGCAGGCUGCCCGGGCUUCGGCUUCCAAUUCCCCGCAGGCUCCGUCCUCUUCCUCGCUGCCAUGUGACACUCUUAGGCCGGCUUUGUCCGGCUCUCUACCCGCCUUCUCCUCGGGACUUUCCGGGGGUUUGUCUGACUAUUUCACACAUCAGAACCAGGGGUCAACUUCUAACCCGCUCAUACACUAACUCCCCCUGGCCCCCCCCACUCCCCUGAACUUCAUCCAUCCAUUCAUCCAUUUAUCAAUUCAUCCAUCCAUCCAUGAAGGAGUGAUAAUCUGAAAAUGAUUGGAACACUAACGUGAUCGUUUUUAACACUGAACAUUUAAGAUGUAAAAAAAUGACAGAUUAUUAUAAACUACUACCUAUUAUAGAAAAAAGAAGAGAGACUGCAAAACAAAAAAAAGAGCAGCACUGAGAAACUCACAGAAAGCAGCACUGACAUGCAGGUAUUUUUUUUAAUAUUAUUAUUAUUAUUAUUAUAAUUAUUAUUACUAUUAUUACUAUGGUUUCUUCGUCUCCAUGUUCUUCUCGUUGUUGCUGUGCCCCAUCUCCUCCUGCAGUUUUAAUUUCUGUGUACAUAAUGCGUGUUCUAAGUGUCCGGGGUUUGUCUUCUGUAUAAUAAUGUCAGUCAGUGACGUGCAAUGUGAUCUGAGAUAGGAAGCGGAGAGAAUGAUGAGAGGGCAGCUUUGCUCACGUUUUUUCGUGUCUUGUUGGAGGAGGCAAGUUUUUAAUUUUUUUUAUAUAUAUUAGAAUGAGUAUUUAAAUUAGUUUGGUUUUAUUAAAGAUUGUUUAAUAAUAAUAAUAAUAAUAAUAAUAAUAAUAAUAAUAAUAAUAAUAAUAAUAAUAAUAAUAAUAAUAAUAAUAAUAAUAAUAAUUUGCCUUCAUGUGUCAGUACCAUGCUGGUUAGAAUAAAAGCGGGGAAAAGUGUUUUUUUUUUUUUUUAAAGCUGAAUGUUCUCCUUAAAGCUGAGUCCACAGUGGCCUCUGAACGUUCUUCUCCAUUCAUUCAUUACCUGGUUUUAAAAACUGCUGACGCGCUUUUUAUAGACCAAAGAAUCUGUUCCAUAUGAAGUCAGUAUUGUGCUGUAUUUUCUGGGAGGCCUGCUGAGGUCGGAAUGAAGGAGAGACUCAAAUCCUCCGUCACUGCAGAAAAUGUCCCUUUAAACGAGAU